UUUAUUUUGCUUGACUAACGUGAUGAAAUAGGAUUUGGAAUACAUAAUUCAGGUGACAGGUCCCCUUUAAUGUAGCCUCAAGCAAAGUAUGGAGUUCACAGUCCUUUGGUGUAUGUUCUGAUGUGGUCAGUGGGGGGUCUGUUGAGCUGCAGCUAAGGCAUAAUGUGAUGGGGCAGAAUCUCCAAUAGCUGUCAAGAAAAGAAAGGGAAGGAGUAUGUCUGUCUGGUGUGGGCAUAAUAUCAUCUAAGAAGAUCCUAGCUGUUAUCUCUUAAACUCCACCCAUGGGAGCCACUCUACUUAAUUGUAAUGUGUUGUAUUCCAGUGCUUUGGUGCUAAUAUAUAUAUAUACACACAUAUACACCUCUAUGGAAGAUUAUCUAGCUCUUCUGAGUGAGUUGAAUUGAAUCUCUUAACACAUAUGCACUGUAACCCACUAUACAAUAAAAUCUGAGCAGUUUUGCUUCCAGCAAUUGAGGACAGGUGUGGGUGUUCAGCCAUUGGGCAAAGGCUGCAGCCGGAGAGUGUGUGGGGUGUCAACAAGAGGCAGAAACAAGCGUGGGCUCCCUCUCAUUUUAUUUGCUAGGCUAUCUGUUCAUUGAUGCUCUCGGGGUAGACUGCAGCUGUAGGGAAGUUGUUUAGUAAAUGUCCAGGGGCUGUCCAAUCCAUGUCCAUUCAUUAAUACAACUGUCCCAUCUUUGUUCAGUGCCUUUGUAUUUGGUGAUAUAUCUGCCCCAAUGGCCUACAGUCCCUGGCCAUUAGUUCAUAAAAUUGCCCCUGUAGCUGCAGUGCUUGGCCAUUAAUUAAUGCUACCAAAGGUUCAUGUUGCCACCUAUACUAAAAAAUAAUAUUCCGGUCUGGUUGUAAAGUGAGGCCAUGAGGGGGCAAGACUUUGGUAUCAAGGGGGCAGAUCAGGUGAGAAUUUGGUGGGUAGGAAAGUAUAACAUAUGGGAGAGAUAGAGAGUGAGCUGGUAAUGGGAAUUAGUGUGAAGAAUUAUAGGAUUCAAAAUUUACCAGUAAGUAUAUUGCAUGUAAAUUAAUAUUUUCAGCCCCAUCGACUAUUUUACCAGAUACCCAGAAGAACAUGUACAUAUAAUAACAUAUUGGUGUCUCAAACAUUCAGCUACAGUUCCAAGAAUAACAAGCAAAUGCGUAUUUACCCCAAAUCUCUCCCUUACUGACCUCUAAGCUCAGCAUUAAUUUCUCUAGGAGAGCAAAUUGCCAUUUUCCCAAAUACAUUCCCUUAUAAAGAUAACACUGAAUGUGAUCAAUCUGGAGCCUACGCUUUUUAAAAAAUAGACAAUUUCAAAAUGCAGAGAAGACAAAGAGGAAUAAAUGCUGGGCUUGUGCUUUUGUUUGCCCAACUUUAUCAAUUUGGGAUUCAUAAUAUCCCACCUGUAACUUUGGCAGCACUUGGGUUAAAUAUUUAUCUCUUCUUAAACCCUUUGAAGCCAUUAUUGAAAGUUUGCAUUAGUGUACGUGAAGGUUAUUAUGGCAGGGAUUGGCAGCGUUUCCUUCUCUCUCCAUUCCACCACGCAGACGAUUGGCACUUGUACUUCAACAUGGUAUCCUUGUUAUGGAAAGGAGCAAAACUUGAGCGCAGGCUAGGCACGGGACUUUUUGCUUCGAUUAUCCUUGUAUUUUCUCAGUUGAUUGGAGUGGUCUAUGUCAUUUUGGAAUAUGUCCUGGCAGAAUUCACAGGCGAUCCCUCCUUUAAGAUGCAGUGUGCAGUGGGAUUCUCAGGUGUAUUAUUUGCUUUAAAAGUACUCAACAACCAUUAUCACCCAGGAGGUUCUUCUAAUGUGUUUGGCAUCCUGAUACCUAAUAAAUAUGCUUGCUGGGCCGAGCUGGUAGCAAUUCACUUACUUUCCCCAGGGACCUCUUUUGUUGGACAUCUCUCUGGUAUCUUAGUUGGACUGCUCUACACCCAAGGGCCUCUUAAGAAUAUCCUGACAGCUUCUUUCUCAAAUGGCCCUUCUUCAGCUGGAAGAAACUUCAAUUAUUCUGGGCACUCUGGGUACGCAGAUUAUCAGUACCAGCAGCACCAGUCUCCAAGGAGCUAUGACUUUUACACAGGAGGGCUUAAUGAAGAUGAACAGUUGCAACAAGCCAUAAGGGAAAGUCUCAAUGAAAGAGGUUUCCAUAUUUCCUAUUGUUUGCCAGUUGGCCAUUCCUGCAGUGUCAAAAUGGGAAUAGAAGGCCUCAACAGAAUGCUCCUCGGUCAUCAGCAGAACAACCGUCUGUAGAAGAAAUUAGGAGGCGACGGCUGAACAGAUUCUAAAGACUAAACAGCCCUACAAAUGCCAUUGCACUCUCUGGUUUUAUAGCCCUUACUGGCAAACAAUUCCAACCAGCAACUUUUUUUAUGAAUUCAUGUUUUCUAUCUUUAGGCAAAAGCCUGUGGCUUCGCACAUGAACACACAUCACUGCUCUAAUACACAGCUCCAAAUAACAUCUGAUUUCAUAUACACUUCUACUCCUGUGCCACAGUUAUGGAGGGUCAGCCAUAAUAUACAUCAUUUGUUUAAGAGCUCUGUCUUUCUGGUUUCCAUGUUGGAAGCUAAACCUGCUAGAAUGAUUUAGAGCAAGGAUCCAUUAAUUUUAUGGAAAUUGUAGUGUAACUGGUUGUUUGCUUGCUUGACCUUCUGAAUGAGAGGAGCCAUAUGCUGUUAGCUUGGAUCUCACAAAUGCAAUACAGAUACCUGGGUAAUCCUUUUUAUUGGACACUUUCUAUUUAAAAAUGCCAUAUCCUGUAUAAUAUAUAUAGUCAUGCUAUUUUCAAAGUUGCCAUUUCAGUUUAAUGUAUUCAUUUUAAAAUGUUUGCUGCAUUAACAACAUUUGUUAAUACAUUUUUUGUGAUAAAA
Xenopus laevis (African clawed frog) is the source of this 2861-nucleotide messenger RNA. RefSeq names its product rhomboid domain containing 1 L homeolog (gene rhbdd1.L). Gene Ontology annotation, molecular function: serine-type endopeptidase activity; peptidase activity. NCBI's taxonomy places the organism in Eukaryota, Metazoa, Chordata, Amphibia, Anura, Pipidae. The transcript has 8 exons. Bases 1308 to 2243 code for a protein of 311 amino acids. Gene Ontology annotation, cellular component: mitochondrial membrane; membrane; endoplasmic reticulum membrane. Gene Ontology annotation, biological process: positive regulation of protein metabolic process; membrane protein proteolysis; negative regulation of apoptotic process. The record is from RefSeq and is a predicted model, not a curated record.